AUGCGCUUCAACCUUACUUUCCCACUCGCCGUGCUGGGCCUCACAUCAACUGUUCUUGCGGCACCUCAAGCAGCCAGAGAUGUCAGCCAAUCCUCACCACCGGCCAUCGAAAAGCGCGAGGACACCAAGUACUUCCACGAGCCCUGCUGUGGCGAAGAGCUUGGCCACUACGAUAUCCGUUAUUUCAAGCAAGCUGUGGGCUACGACGAGCACCGUGUUGUUCUCCGCAACCUCGUCCGCUCCUACCUGACCAUUACCAAGAAGCUCAAGGUUGAGACAUGGCUCGCCCACGGCACGCUUCUGGGUUGGUGGUGGAACGGCAAGAUCAUGCCCUGGGAUUACGACCUCGAUGUUCAGGUCUCGACGGCGACUCUGUACUGGAUGGGCCAGAACCUGAACCGCACCGAGCACGACUUCGACUGGACCGACACGGAUGGCAACGCCAGAAAGGAACGCUACCUGCUCGACGUCAACCCCCACGGCACUGACAAGGACCGCGGCGACGGCCAGAACAUCAUUGACGCCCGCUGGAUCAACAUGGCCAACGGCGCUUUUAUCGAUAUUACUGGCCUCGCCGAGCGCGACCCCUCCGGAAUGCCUGGUGUCUGGAGUUGUAAGAACUACCACCGCUACCGCACCACCGACCUUUUCCCCAUGCGCGAGACCGAGUUCGAGGGUGUCCCCGCCACCAUUCCCUACAGCUUUGAGCGCAUUCUUUCCGAAGAGUACGGUACCAAAAGCUUGGUGACCACCGAAUGGCAAGGACACAAGUGGGAACCGGAGCAAAAGGAGUGGCUCAAGACACAGCAAUAG
Colletotrichum abscissum is the source of this 813-nucleotide messenger RNA. RefSeq lists its product as uncharacterized. Bases 1 to 813 code for a protein of 270 amino acids. The record is from RefSeq and is a predicted model, not a curated record. The transcript is spliced from 2 exons. Lineage: Eukaryota; Fungi; Ascomycota; Sordariomycetes; Glomerellales; Glomerellaceae.